UCCUCAGUUGCAGAGUAUUUAAAAGCAAGGGAGUGGCAUCUUAGUUCCCGUCAUCUCUGUGCAGGAUCUUCUCUGUGAGCUGCAGGAACAAGGGACAGAGCCAUGCCUGGAAUUGUUUGUACUAACCUGAAUAUUGCACCUGGCCAGCGUGUGGCUGUGAAAGGUGAUGUUCUACCAGGAGCUAAGAGUUUUGCAAUAAAUCUGGGCAAAAGCCCAGAUGUUCUUCUACUACACUUCAAUGCACGUUUUGAUGCUCAUGGAGAUGUAAAGACCAUUGUGUGCAAUUCCAAGAACAAAGGACAAUGGGGGAAAGAACUCAGGGAGACCAACUUCCCUUUCCAGGAGGGUACCACUGCUGAGGUGCUGUUCACACAUGACAAAAAAGAAGUGAUUAUUACACUGCCUGGCAACCAUCAGGUCAAGUUUCCCAAUGAAACUGGUUUGGAAAACAUUGAAUUUGUCUGCAUAGAUGGAGACCUGAAUUUCAGAUCCCUCUCACUUGUUUAACCAUCCUUUCCUUUGUCCUACUCACCUUUCUUGCUUAAUAAGGCAACAAAAUAAAUGCAACUGAAUUCUG
This is a messenger RNA of Python bivittatus (Burmese python), 577 nucleotides long. RefSeq names its product galectin 1 (gene LGALS1). The record is from RefSeq and is a predicted model, not a curated record. Gene Ontology annotation, molecular function: laminin binding; lactose binding. Lineage: Eukaryota; Metazoa; Chordata; Lepidosauria; Squamata; Pythonidae.